This is a messenger RNA of Vombatus ursinus (common wombat), 831 nucleotides long. RefSeq names its product speedy protein E4-like. The transcript is spliced from 5 exons. The annotation marks the transcript as partial. Lineage: Eukaryota; Metazoa; Chordata; Mammalia; Diprotodontia; Vombatidae. The record is from RefSeq and is a predicted model, not a curated record. Gene Ontology annotation, molecular function: protein kinase binding. Gene Ontology annotation, biological process: positive regulation of cyclin-dependent protein serine/threonine kinase activity.
CCCCCUGGAUACCUCCUAGUUCGCCUCCCAGGACUCACGGUCAAAAGAGGAAACAUUCAGACUGGAGGCCCACAGGAACCCAGGACAGCUGGGCUGUGAAAGGCAUGUUUGGUCUCAAAAUGCAGUUGAAGAGACAGAGGAUGUCCACAGUGCGGCCUGACGAUCACGAGGCCUUCAAUAGGCUGCUAGAGGAUCCUGUUGUCCAGAACUUCCUGGCCUGGGACAGAAAACUUCAGGUGUCAGACAAGUACCUCCUAGCAAUGGUUAUAGCCUACUUUGGCCGGGCUGGCCGUCCUUCUUGGCAAUACCAGCGCCUCCAUUUCUUCCUGGCUCUCUACCUGGCCAAUGACAUGGAAGAAGAUCGCCAAGGGCCAAAGCGUAGCAUGUUAACCUUCCUUUAUGGCCAAGACCACACCCAGCGUGCCAAGUUCCAGUGGCUUCGGGCCCAACUCUUCCGGGCCAUUGGUUGGAAGGCAUGGGUUACCCGAGAAGAGUGUGAGGAGAUUCAGGCAUAUCAGCCUGAACAUUGGGUAUGGAAGCGUGACCGGGCCCUCCUUCAGUAGAGAUCCCUAGUAAGCAGCCUGUGAGUGAUGGCUGGAGACAGGAAUAGCAGAGGAGGGUCUUCAUCAGAGUGGAGCAGAGAUGACAUGAGAUGAGACGGUAUAUUCAGCAGUGUGAAGGAGCUCUCACUCCUCCUGCUUACUGCUUAAGAGGUCCUAACCUAGCCAACCUUAUAGCAAAACCAUCAGAUGGACCUAGUCAGCCUAGGCAGAUCCGAUCAGUCAUAUGCCGUCAGAUACAACCAGACUAGAACUAUAACUAAGAAUUUUU